This is a messenger RNA of Staurois parvus, 2344 nucleotides long. NCBI's taxonomy places the organism in Eukaryota, Metazoa, Chordata, Amphibia, Anura, Ranidae. The record is from the annotation of a GenBank genome assembly.
AGAACUGGCAGCAGUGAUCCAUAUUGCAUUGUGAAGAUUGAUGAUGAGACCAUCAUUAGGACAGCAACAGUGUGGAAGACUCUGUCACCAUUUUGGGGAGAAGAAUACAAAGUUCACCUGCCACCCAACUUCCAUUCUGUCUCUUUCUAUGUCAUGGAUGAAGAUGCUCUUAGUCGUGAUGAUGUCAUUGGAAAGGUCUGUUUAACACGUAACACUCUGGCAGAAUAUCCCAAAGGAUACAAUGGAUGGAUGAAUUUAACAGAAAUUGAUCCUGAUGAAGAAGUUCAAGGAGAAAUUCACCUCAAAAUUGAAAUAAUAAACAGCGAAUUGUCUCGUAAACUGCGCUGCACUGUGUUCGAAGCAAGGGACUUGGCAAGAAAGGACCGGAACGGAGCAUCAGACCCAUUUGUCAGAGUGCAGUACAAUGGCAAAAUUCAAGAGAGCUCAGUUGUGAAAAAAUCAUGUUAUCCACGGUGGAAUGAGACUUUUGAAUUUGAAUUGGAUGAAUCUUUUAAUGAGAAGUUAACAAUAGAAGUGUGGGACUGGGAUUUGGUCAGUAAAAACGAUUUCCUGGGAAAGAUAGUGAUCAAUGUAAAUGGACUUCAGAAAGAUUUACAGGAAGAAGGAUGGUUCAGACUUAGCCCUGGGAAGUCCAAGGCCAGCAUGGAUGAGGGAAACCUUGGUUCUCUUCAGCUGCAGGUGCGGCUCCGUGAUGAGACUGUUUUACCAUCAGAUUACUACAAGCCUCUGGUGGAGCUGCUGUGCCAGGAAGUCAAAACUUCUUACAAGGAAAAGUGUGGACCUUUAAUAACAUUGAUAGAUGAAACCACAUCUGCUGAAUGUAGACAGGAAGUGGCCACCAACCUUGUGAAGAUUUUCUUAGGACAAGGGCUAGCAAAGGAAUUCCUUGAUCUGCUCUUUAGGCUUGAGCUGGAAAAAACAAAUGAACCAAACACAUUAUUCAGAAGUAAUUCUUUGGCUUCCAAGUCAAUGGAAUCCUUUCUCAAGGUAGCAGGAACCCAAUAUUUACACAACGUUGUUGGACCAACGAUCAAUCGUAUCUUUGAAGAGAAAAAAUAUAUUGAACUGGAUCCUAGUAAAGUAGAGAUUAAAGAAGCUGGGUGCUCAGGGCUACACCGGAUCCAGACUGAGAGUGAACUAAUUCUGCAAAGUGCUCAGUAUCUCCAGUCUUACCUGACCGAUCUUCUUAUUGCAAUAGCCAAGUCAGUUAACACUUGUCCAGUUACUAUACGAGCUACAUUCCGGCAACUCUACAGGCGGGUGGAAGAGUGUUUUCCGGAGAAUAAACAUAUGAAUGUGAAGUUUAUUGCAGUUACCAGUUUCUUGUGUCUUCGGUUUUUUCUCUCCUGCUGUCAUGUCUCCUAAGCUUUUCCAUCUCAGAGAAAAACAUGCAGAUGCUCGGACCAGCCGGACACUGUUGCUCUUGGCUAAGGCAAUACAAAAUGUUGGUAACAUGGAUGCUCCAGCAAGUAGAGCCAAGGAAUCCUGGAUGGCUCCACUACAGCCAACCAUUCAGCAAGGAGUUUCACAACUGAAGGAAUUUAUUAUCAAACUUAUAGAUAUUGAAGAAAAUGAAGAGCUAGAUCUACAGAAGUCACUAAAUCUUCAGAGCCUUACUGUUAAAGAAGGUCAGUUAAUGGUCUACAAAACUAAAUGCAAAGGAUACCUACUCAAAAAGCUUUUCCUCUUCACUAACUGUUUGAUGCCUUAAAUUUUGCCAAGACACAUGUUUUCAAAGACAAGUUCAUUUAUACCUCUAUCAAGAAUCCGAGCCUUGGAAAAGGUAGAAGAAAAGUGUUUUGGAAAUUCCAACGUAAUGCAGAUCAUUUACACAGAUGAAACUGGGAGCCUGGAAGCGUUAUAUUUGCAGUGUAAGUGUGUUAAUGAACUGAAUCAGUGGCUGUCAGCUUUGCGAAAGGCUUGUGUCAACAACGCCAACAUGCUGUGCUCAUAUCAUCCUGGAGUUUUUAAAGGAGAGAAAUGGAGCUGCUGCCACCAGAAGGACAAAGGAGUUGCUGGCUGUGACAAAACACGACAUGAAGUCACAUUACAGGAAUGGAAUGAUCUCUUGAAUCCUGAUCUAGAGGCUCAGCUCAUUUUCAGACACCUCAUUGGAGUGAGAGAACAGAUGAAGGAAAAAUACGUGGAGCUGACAAAGCAUGAUUAUACUGGCAAAUCUCAUUCCAGUUCAGAUCCUGCAAAGACAGACAGUGUUACCCUGCUUUUCCAGAUACUGCAAGAUCUUGAGGCUGCCCAUGAUUCUUUCUUAUCUGACUCUCCAAGUAUAGCUGAUCAAGAGAAGAAAUACUUGUUGGAAUUGUAA